AUGGCGGAGCCGGCGCUGCUGAAGGAGUACGUGUCGCAGGUGGCGGCCCGCGCGGCGCAGGGACAGCUCGCGGCCUGCGCCGAUCCCGCGCUCAAGGCCCGGGCGCGGCGGCUGCUGGGUCCGGGGCGCCGCGGGGCCCUGGACGUGCGCGGCGUGGUCGAGCGCUGCCGACGGGUGCGGGGCGGCCGCGCCCUGCGCGACCUGCUCAGGGCUCUGGAGCUGCUGGAGCUGCUCUGUGUCCACCUCCUGCUGUGCCCCUGGCGCCGGGAGAUCCGCUCCCUCAAGACCUUCACUGGGAAUUUUGUCUACUAUAUCCAGCCAGUGCUCCCAGAGGACGUUGUGAAAGCUGUCCUGGAGAAAAUAGGUUAUGUGGCAACUACAGCUACAGAGUUUUCACUUGUCAAAAAGAGAAACAAUGAGGAAACGAAGCAGACUGCAUUUGAGAUAUUCCUGGCAAGAAUCGAGUGUGAAGCCAUCCUCGAGAUGACAAAUGAAGAAAAACAUGGCAAUUUGGAGAAGAGCCUGCAGCAUGGAGCACAAACAUAUCGGCAUCGAGGAGAGGAGGGUGAGGAAGAUCAGACACCCCAGAGAGGAGAUACUGAAAGUCUGGGAAAUGAAGGAAACAGUGAGACACCUUUGUGCCUUGUUCCCCAGCAGAAGUGCUCAGCUACCUGUGCUAUGUCCUUUGAAGCUGCUGGGAAUCUGAGGAUCAAAGGGCAUGUGGCUCAGUCAGCAGCUGCUGCACCCCCCGGCAGCCUUCAGGAGCACCAAAGGCAAGGCAUCAACACCGCAUGUCUCCCAGGCAAGUGCUCAGACAGCGAGGACUUCCUGAUCACAUACAGUGACAUUGUCAUAGGACAGACACCGAUCUUCAGUGAGACUCUCUCUCCAAAGGCUUUGGAGAAGGAGCCCAGAGCCAGGCUGAGUGAGGAGUGUGCCCUGGCAGGAGCUGCAGAGGCAGCUGCAAGAGUGCUGGGGCCUGUGCCUCUGUCCCCAGGAGCCAGCGGCCCCCCAGCCUUUGCCAUGUUUGCUGACAGCUCCUGUGACAGCAAAACAACCUUGGAGUUUGAAGCUCCAGGAGUCCCAGAAGGAUCAAUUGAAGCAGAAAUUAAUGAUGCCAUAAAUUGCAUAGACCCAGCCCCUGGUGAUGAACCCACUGAGCUGAAGUCUCUGCCCUACAGGGACUUUUCCCAAAACUGCAGAGUCCCCAGGGAAGAGGAUGUUUGUGAGCUGUCUUUAACCUUCACAGAACUACAAAUCAGGGAUGCUCAGGAAGAACUUACAUAUCCAGUAGAGGAAACUGGCCAGCCUGAGGCAGUGGCCUAUGCAGGAACAAGUGACAGGCACGUUAGAGAAUUUCAUCUCCCCCAAAUAAAACAUCCAUACCUGACUAAUGCUGAGCUUCACAACAGAGCAGCGUCACGCACUGAGCCACCUUCAGCUCUGUGCUGUACUGCUGGGCACUUGGAGGAUUCCACUACUGAUGCUGACAGCAAGAGACUGCUCAUGGAUCCUGCUAAGGCACACCCAGCUUCUGAGUGCUUCAGGCAUGUCAGAGAGCCCCCCAACCUCACCUAUGUCCCCCCGCAAAGCAUUGAUGUGCAGCCCUCACAUGGGGGCAGGAGCAGCACUCGGGGCAGGAGCCUGGUGCAGCCUGCAGGUGACUCUGCUGGAGGCAGGGAAGGGAAGCUGGAGAACUGUCAGUCCCAAGAGUCUGACACCCAGGAGCCUUAUGUCAUCAUUGACAGAACUGACCAGGCAGUGCUGUGCCAUCACACCUGAGUCUGCAGUGCUUUGUUUGUAAUUACCUGGGGGGAUUGUCCUCUCACCGUGGCCUUGAUCCUGUUAUCAGGAAGAUGAUUAGCUUUGUCAAAAUAGUUAAAAAAAACCCAAACCACAUCACUGCUCUGGGACAGUAAAUAGCAGCAGUUACAGAAACUCUUAAUGGUUCCUUUGACGAGAAAACCUGAAUGGUCACCUUUAUAAAGGGUAGGCAAACAUCUAUAAAUUUCAGUUCAUUUAAUUCAUCAGUCAGAUUCCUUCUGGCUGUUCUUAAUGCCAGAUAUGUUUCUUCAGCUGGGCAUCCUACUUUUCUGUUUUCCCUUCACAGACCUAUUCCUGGAAUACUCUUCCAGUACAAGGUAAAUUCUUCUAAACUGGAAGACCCAGCUUUAGAAAUACCAUACUCGAGUGUACUCCUGUUAACUCUGCAUUCCUUUGAAGCUGUGUUGGAGCUAAUCUUCCUCAUGACUACAGUUGAAAACAGGUUUAGAAAGUUUGAUAACAUUCCUUUAGCUUUAAAGAGGGAAACAGUUCUGUCAACACCUGGUUUUGUAGAGGCAUUAACCUAUGUUACAGGUUUUGUAUCUGCCUCCAUUUGUUACCAAAGUAUUUUGUGGCCACCACCACAAUUUCCAAGAGAAGCCUUAAGCAUUAUAACUGUUCACUGACACCAGGGAGAGAGGUCCAGCUACACCUGUCAUUUCUCUUGCCCCUGCUCCUGACUUAAUUCUGCACCAGAAGUUCACAUAAUUUUUCUGCAGGCCAAUUCAUCUCACUAAAAUGAAGGGAAAAGAUCUCAUUCUUUGCCAGUUUAGAGGCAGGAAAAAAAUUGCUCAGAGAAGGUUCCCAGUGAGCAGCAGAGGCAGGGUCAGGAAUAUCCUGCAGGUGGGAGUGCUGUGUGGAAAGCUCUGGAGUGUUGGAUCAGCUGGAAGCUGGGGUCCCAGCCCUGAGAGCCUGUGUCACACACAGCUCUGAAUUCAUUUAGGAAAGCACACUGCUACUGUGUGCACAGUCUCCAGUGUUUCUUUAUACAAAUAUCUCCAAGGGGUGUCAGAGGGUGGUAACCAGUGGCAGGACAAGGAGCAAUGGCCAUAAACUAAAACACAAAAGGUUUCAUCUCAUCGUGAGGAAGAACUUGUUUUCCUGGUGGGGGCAGAGCCCUGGGGCAGAGCCCUGGAGCAGAUGCCCAGGGAGGCUCUGGAGUCUCCCUCUCUGGGAUAUUCCAAACCUACCUGGACCCUCUCCUGUGUCACCUGCUCCAGGUGACCCUGCCUGGGCAGGGCUUGGACUGGCUGACCUCCAGAGGUCCCUUCCAACCCUAAAAGUUCUGGAAUUCUGUGAUACACUUGUUAGCUACAAAGACACUUUAAUACCGCUUCAGGUAGCUUUUUCAGUAGUACUGAUAUGUAUGCUGGUUUGGGCUGGGGUAAUUUUCUUCACAGUGGCUAAUAGGGAGCUCAGUUUUGAAUACAAAGAAAUGUACAGUUAAAAUAUUAGCUAAAAUUAAUUGUGAUUGACUUUCAUCCCCCAAAAAAAUCAGAGGCACACACAUGGACUGGACUAGAAAAUCCUUGGGGAACUAAAAUACAAAGAUUUGCUUUUUGAACAACUAAUGGUUGAACUUCUGUCAUCCCCUGAUUCCAGCAGCAGGAGAAGCAGAACCUUGCCCAAGGUAACACCAAGGGACAGGACUGCCUUCAGCUCUGGGUGGGGGUUGUGAGAAAUGGGUGUUAGGAACGAAAAUCAUUCACAGGGCUGUGUCCUGGCACCCUUUAGUCUGCAAGAUUCUCUGUACUAAACAAUUAAGUCAUAUUUUCUGUGCUGUGCAAAAUGUAUGACCGUAGUGAAAUUAGAAUUAAGAACAAACUGCAGAUGACUGAGAUUCAAACAUAUAGGACCAUUUCCAAAGAAAGCGUUCUUCUGGACUCUUAGAGAAGAAGUUUUGAAAGUUUAACAGAAGGUAUCAAGAAUAUCUUGUACCCCCCUACAAAGAAGCUGCAAUAAGUAAGAUCAUUACUUAGCAGACAAAAUCUUACUUUUAAGCUCAAAUUCUAAAGAUUACAAGGGAGCAGUAGAAUGGCAUUCCUGGGAUCACAUGCUUUAGUACCAACUCAGUACUUUACUAGGAAAUGCUCUCUCUGUUCACUUGCCCUUAUUAAGUUGCAGUGAUUCACAGUUCAUCAGAUGGGAAUAACAGCUGCAAUUCUUGACUGGGUGUGGUUCUUUCAGUGCAAUGGGUUUUAGGCAAGCCACAACCCUACAAAAGCAGUGAUGUCCAAAAGCAGCACCAGAAGAUGCAGUGAAAAGCCACAUAACUGAAUGUUUCCAUCCUGCACUAAGUGCCUGACAAAUGUCUGUACAAAGUGAUCAAAGUGCUAAUGAAGCCUUGCUUGUUCCAGCUAAACUAACCAAAACCAGUAGGGAAAAAUACACUCUGUACUUCCAGGAUCAUUCCCCUAAAAUUAUCCAGAAAAUCCAUGUGAGAGCAGUCCAGGUGCUGCAUUGAAAGGAUUCCCUUGAAGGCAACACAAAGAGGGUAAAGCACAAGUGAAGGGCAACUCACCAUUUCCUUUAACAAGUCCAAGAAUGAAACCCCCACUGGUUUUCUCUACUCUCUGAGUACUUACAGGUCAUAAUAAACUGAUCGUGAUAUAAACCAAAAAAACCACCUGCAUGUUUCUUUACAAAAAGAAGUAAAAUCAAAGAAUGCAAACCAGUUAAGAAAUCAGUCAGUUGUCCCACGCACCCUGUAUUUUCACUGUGCCUCAGUUUAGCCAGAGCAGGGCUAGGGAUCUCAUAAACACAAAUAAAAUAAUAGCUCUAAAAAGUUAGCUGAAA
Messenger RNA from Cinclus cinclus, 4620 nucleotides. RefSeq lists its product as uncharacterized. The transcript has 2 exons. Bases 1 to 1782 code for a protein of 593 amino acids. The record is from RefSeq and is a predicted model, not a curated record. Gene Ontology annotation, cellular component: cytoplasm. NCBI's taxonomy places the organism in Eukaryota, Metazoa, Chordata, Aves, Passeriformes, Cinclidae.